AUGACUGGUUCACCAAUGACUCUGUUUCUUCGUAGUUGGCUUGGAAUAUCGCUCAGUAAUUCACCAUUCGGAUGUAGAAUUCUAUCUUUUUAUAUCUAUUCAUCAGCAUUAUUUGUUACACUUAUGUUAAUAUUUGCUGCAAUUGAUCGAUUUUUUGCAAGUUCAUCCUCGGCACAUUUACGCAAUUUGAGUAAAGUACAUGUGGCACAAAAAGUCAUAAUUAUUGCUGGAAUUUUUACCAUAAUUUAUUCGAGUCCAUUUAUUAUCAUACAGUAUUGGGAUUAUACUACGAAUCGAUGUUCACAAUUAUCAACAACAAUCAUUGUUCUCUAUCUUUCAAGUCGAGUUGUUAUAUAUUAUUUAAUGGCACCAUUGACUAUGGCCAUAUUUGGUCUCUUAACUAUUUAUAAUAUCCGAAGUCAAAAAGGUCGUGUGGCACCAGCUGUAAUCAACAGAGUUCAGCUAAAUCAUCAACGUCGUAGAGACGGUCAAUUGGCUCGAAUGUUAAUUAUUCAAAAACUCAAAACAAUCGAAGAAAGACUACUAAAUACAACAGUACAUCUACUCAUUCAAAUUGAUAUUUGGUUUUGA
Rotaria sordida is the source of this 591-nucleotide messenger RNA. The record is from the annotation of a GenBank genome assembly. NCBI's taxonomy places the organism in Eukaryota, Metazoa, Rotifera, Eurotatoria, Philodinida, Philodinidae.